CCGCUCUCUCUAUCAAUAAACCUUUCUCUGUCUCUCUUUGUUUUGUAGCUUUACCCUACUCUUUCCUUUUUUUUUCUUUUUCAAUUCCAUAUGCAAAUGGAGGAUCAUCGUCACCAUCAGUAUUCCAUGCCUGAUCUUAGGCAACUACUGAAUGGAAAACCAAUCAAUUUCCAACAAUUUCCACACGAUGCUGAGUUAUUCUCCCCCGGUCACCGGAAUUCGCCGCCACCGCACCACCACCACCACCACCCUUCUGAUAUGAUGCAAAUGGCGGGUAUGCCAUUUGGUUCCACUGCUACUACUACUGAUCCCGUGGCUUCCGUUGUGGCGGUCACUAGUGCUUCCACACUUAGUCCCAGCUGUGGGUUCGAUGGUGAUGCCGCCACUGCUUUCGGAGGAGGAGGAUCUGGAAGGUGGCCGAGGCAAGAGACUUUAACACUCCUUGAGAUCAGAUCUCGUCUCGAUCCCAAGUUCAAAGAAGCUAAUCAAAAAGGUCCUUUAUGGGAUGAAGUUUCCAGGAUCAUGUUGGAGGAACACGGGUACCAAAGAAUUGGGAAAAAAUGCAGGGAGAAAUUCGAAAACUUGUAUAAAUAUUAUAAAAAGACUAAGGAACUGAAGGCCGGUAGAGAAGACGGUAAACACUAUAGAUUCUUUCGUCAACUUGAAGCUUUAUAUGGAAAUACCAGCAACAACAAUGGCGUUUCAGGCCAAGAGAUGUAUCACUCUCAAAAGCUUUGUGAUAGUCUUCGCCUCUCUAGUUCCUCCAAAUUCGACACUUGUUCGUCGGAUAACAAUGUGUUGAGCACUGCAAAGAAAAGGAGUUCCAAGAGAUGGAAAGCAAAGAUAAAAGAGUUCAUUGAUUCUCAAAUUGGGAUGCUAAUGGAGAGGCAAGAGGCAUGGCUUGUGAAACUGACGAAGAUGCUCGAGCAGAAGGAAGAGGAGAGGGUUUUAAGGGAAGAACAAUGGAGGAAAGAAGAAGCGAGCAGGAUAGAUAGAGAGCAUAUGUUUUGGGCUAAAGAGAGAGCUUGGAUCGAAGCUCGUGAUGCUGCUUUAAUGGAGGCAUUGCAGAACUUGACCACGAAACAAUCGAAGGCCAGUGAAAACCAUGAUGAAAAGGAAGAUGGGUGGCAAGAAGCUGAGGUUUUUAAGCUGAUACAGCUGAGGGCGGCCAUGGAAGCGAGGUUCCAACAAGGAGGGUUUCAUGAAGAGGUUAUUUUGUGGGAGAAAAUAGCUGCUAAGAUGGGUUGUUUAGGCUUUGAAAGGAGUGGUUUAAUGUGCAAAGACAAAUGGGAUGCCCUAAUGAAAACCAAGGAGAUGAUGAGUAACAAAAAACGAAAGGAGAAUACAAGAGGAUGUGAUUAUUAUCAGCACAAUGAGUCGCUCUAUAGUACUCAUCAACCAAAUGAUGGCUCCUCUCACGCUGUAAACGAUAGUUGCUUUCUGUUCUUCAUGGCCGAUGGGGAUAAUAACUUGUGGGAAAACUAUGGUUUGAAGCUCAGCAACUGAUGAG
Molecule: messenger RNA, 1510 nt
Organism: Hibiscus syriacus
Lineage: Eukaryota; Viridiplantae; Streptophyta; Magnoliopsida; Malvales; Malvaceae
Product: trihelix transcription factor PTL-like
Exons: 2
Coding region: 91-1506 (471 amino acids)
Source: RefSeq, a predicted model, not a curated record